AUGCUUUCCUGAAACAGCCGCUACAACCCGAGCCGCGCUUAUGCGUAAUUUGGAUGAAACCCUGCCCGGAUGGGGGUUUUGGUGACAGAUGGUGACCGGUAACGGCGUCUGAUUACACGCGCGCGCUGCUGCCAGGUAAGCAGCGGAAUGGGGAACCAGAUGGACAGGCUGUCUCAUCUAAGUUACGCAGAAGUUCCCACGGUGGACCCGAACGGCCUGGACACGGACGACGGUCCGAGGAUCGGCGUCUCUUACAUAUUUUCCAGCGACGACGAGGAGCUGGAGGAUGGCUGCGCGGCGGACGGGAGGGGAAAGGAGCAGACGGAGGAGGAGAAGCACUACGACCCGCGCGAGGAGGUGGAGUGCGCCGUCUACAACCGGGAGGAGUGCGUCUACGAGAAGAGCGCAAAGUGCGCAAACCUGGAGGUCUACUCCCCUGAGAACCUGCUGAACAAGUGCAAAGCGGGGGACCUGGUGGAGUUCGUGGCUUCGGGCCAGUACCCGCACUGGGCUGUGUACGUGGGGGACUUCCAGGUGGUGCACCUGCACAGAGCCGAGGUGAAGAACAGCUUCCUGACUGACGCCAGCCAGGGGAGGAGGUGUCGGAUCGUCAACGACCUGUACAGGUUCAAAGCCCUCGGUCCGGACAUGGUGGUGCAGAACGCCAUGGAGCAAGUGGGCCUGAAGGACCGGGAGCUGAGCUGGAGGAACUCUGAGAGCUUCGCAGCCUGGUGCAGGUUCGGCAAGAGGGAGUUCAAGAUGGGAGGGGAGAUUCGGAUCGGCAAGCAGCCAUACAGGCUGAAGAUCUUCCUGUCGGACAAACUCUCGCACCUGCUGGAGUUCCAGAGCCUGGAGGACGUGAUCAUGGAGAAGAGGAGGAACGAUCACCUGGGGAGGACAGCAGUGAUGCAGGAGCUGAGCUCCCAUUUCAGGAGCGUGGAGGAGAGGAAGACUGACCCUGGACCUGGACCUGAAUGA
Molecule: messenger RNA, 978 nt
Organism: Nematolebias whitei (Rio pearlfish)
Lineage: Eukaryota; Metazoa; Chordata; Actinopteri; Cyprinodontiformes; Rivulidae
Gene: lratd2a
Product: LRAT domain containing 2a
Exons: 1
Coding region: 148-978 (276 amino acids)
Source: RefSeq, a predicted model, not a curated record